Messenger RNA from Dipodomys spectabilis (banner-tailed kangaroo rat), 876 nucleotides. RefSeq names its product undifferentiated embryonic cell transcription factor 1-like. Bases 1 to 876 code for a protein of 291 amino acids. The transcript is spliced from 2 exons. Lineage: Eukaryota; Metazoa; Chordata; Mammalia; Rodentia; Heteromyidae. The record is from RefSeq and is a predicted model, not a curated record.
AUGCGGCAGCCCAGAUGCUGCAGCCGCCCUGGGUCUCCCAGCCUCCGGGCUCCCGCAACCCCCCAGGCCCCUGCAGGCCCCCGGGUGCCACCCCAACCCCGGAGCCCACGCAGCCCGCCGGGAUGCUGCUGGCCCCGGUGGUCACCGCCACUCGCGCCAUGGUCGCCGACCGACUUGGUGGCCGAGCUGCUGCCACUGGCCAAGGACGUGCCGGGGACCCCGCCGCGGGGCCUGGCGGUGACCAAUGGCGGCUUGCCCCUCUGGCCCGGCGCGCCCGUGUCCCCGGGCUCAGCGCGGCAGGAGCCCUGGAGCGCCUGGGAGACAGAGCUGCUGCUUGCCGAGCUGCUGCGGCCAGCUGUGUGGCGCACACUGCCCACCUACCGCCAAGUGUCGGCCGCGCUUGCCCUGCGGCAGGUGCGACACACUCCUGCGCAAUGCUGCUGCCGCUACAAGUUCCUCAAGAGCAAGGUGCGCAAGGCCAAAGGCCAGCCGCCCGGGUCCUUCGACACGCAGAUCCGCGAGCUCAUGGGGCUGCUGGGCGACAACCAGCAGGACAGGCGCACCCGCCGCAGCCGCCGCCCCGCACCCUCUGUGCCCGCGCCGGUUCCGGAAGACCCAGGUGCCGCGCCGCCCUGGGCCCCCGCCAACCUCUUGCCGCCUGCCACCACACCUUCGCUGAAUGCUGCUCUGCUGCAGACGCUGACGCACCUGGGCGACAUCUUGGGCAUGCUGGGCCCUCUGCGAGACCAGCUGCUGACCCGGAACCAGCACGUGGAGCAGCUGCAUGGCUCCUUCGACCAGACUGUGUCCCUGGCCGUGGGCUUCAUCCUGGGCAGCAUGGCAACCCAGCGCGGCAUCUUGGGCGAGCUGAGCUAG